GAGUGUGUGCGGACGUGCUAAGGGAGUGUUCCCGAUUCUCGGAGUGUGCAUGGGCCAUCAGGCCCUGGCAGCCCUGAACGGAGGCCAGGUGGUGCCCGCACCAGAGCCUGUGCAUGGAAGGCUCAGUGGCGUGGAGCACACGGGUCAUCCUCUCUUCGCCAACAUUCCGUCUGGCCCUCUUUUCCAGGUGGUGCGCUAUCACUCCCUUGCUGUCGAUGCGAUUUCACUUCCCACCGACUUAGAACCCAUCGCCUGGACCACCAAUGACCCUCUCUCCACCCACAUCGCCUCACCUGGGGCACCAGCAGCCACACCAAGUUCUGUUGGGGGCGCACAGGCAGCGAAUGGGGCAAUGAUUGCAGGAGCAGAGGUGGUUGUGAACGGGGCUUGUAGGGGUACGGAGCCAGGAGGUGAUGUGGGGACAGGAGCGCCAAGUGGGAACGCUGUGGUUGUGAACGGGAUGGUGGCACCACGUCAGUGUUAUCAACAGGAGCAGCAGCAGGAGCAGCAGCAGGAGCAGCAGUCGAAUAGAGUGAUUAUGGGUCUGGCACACAAGAGACGGCCACACGUGGGGGUGCAGUUUCAUCCCGAGAGCAUCGGCACGUCAUUUGGGCGGCAACUGCUGAAAAACUUUAAGGCUCUUGCACUGUGUGUGCCGGCCAGAGACGGCUCUAUGGUGUGCGGCAGAGACAUGGAUCUGGGCGGCAGAGACAUGGAUCUGGGUGGCAGAGACAUGGAUCUGGGCGGCAGUGACAUGGAUCUGGGCGGCAGAGACAUGGAUCUGGGCGGCAGAGACAUGGAUCUGGGCGGCAGAGACAUGGAUCUGGGCGGCAGAGACUUGGAUCUGGGCGGCAGAGACUUGGAUCUGGGCGGCAGAGAUUCGGGCGGUAAUAAUGUUGAGGCCACGAGGAUGCGACACAAGAGAGGGAAUGGUUGCGCAUCCACACACCAGGGCUUGGCGCGCUUCUCCUACAUGGGUGGCCGGGGGGGUCCCCUCUGGUCCAAACUCACGUACCAACUGGCUGCCGAACCUCCUUUGGUAGCCGAACCUCCGCUGGCAGCCGAACCUCGUUUGACAGCAGCACCUCAGUUGCCAGCCGAACGUCCUUUGCCGAGCCACACAGAGAAUGGGAGCGGCAAAGGCAGUGCAAGCAACGGCACUAGUAACACUGAACCUGACAGCAGCAACAGCAACAGGGGGCACAGCCCUGCCAGUGGAAAUAGUAGCAGCAGUAGGAGUAGCAGCAGUAGCAACAGAAGUGUUAACCCUGACAUUAGCAGCAACGAUAGCAGUAGAAGCAGCUGUCGCAGCGGCGCGAAUACUAACGACAAUCGUAACAAUGGCAGCAACGGUAGCAGCAGCAGCAGCAACAACAACGGUAGCAGCAGCAGCAGCAGCAACAGCAACAGCAGCAACGGUAGCUGCAGCAGCAGCAACAGCAGCAGCAACAGCAGCAAUCGUAGCAGCAGCAGCAGAAGCCAGCCUACAUUAAACGGGGGUGUCACAUUCGAUAGAGUCACGGGCGGCACUCUCCAAUUGGAGAGCAGUGAGGGCGAUGUGACUAUAGUGAAGGAAGGCACAUGGGAGGGCGGCAUAUUCAGCUUUCUCGACGAGCACCUGCAGCAGCACCAGUGCGCACCACACGAGGCGGCUGUUCUGCCUUUCGACUUCUGUGGCGGCUGGGUCGGCUAUUUUGGGUACGAGCUGAAGAGGGAGUGCGGUGCAGACCACAACCGCCACAGGUCGCCCUUCCCGGACGCGGCUCUUUUCUGUGUGGACCGAUGGGUGGUGCUUGAUCAUGGGCGAGGGGACGUGUAUGUGUGUGCUGUGGAGGAGGGUAGAAGGGGGGAAGAGGGUGGGGAAAAAGAGGAGGAGAGGGGGAAAGAUGUGCUUAGAAGUGGGGAAAGAGAGGAGAUAGGUGAGGGGAGAGGAGAGGGUAGGAACGAGAGCAGGAGUUGCAGCGGCGGUGGUACAAGUGCCGGUGCGUAUGCCGCUCAUGUGCUUCGGUGCGGUGCAGAUAGGGGAGAAUGGGGAGGGGCUGGAGGAGGGGAGGGUGAGAGAGGAGGUGGGGAGACAGCAGGGGGCAGCAGCAGGGAUGAAGCAGAGGGGGGGAGUGGAAAGGAAACGGAUGGGUGCAGAUGGGUGGCAGAGGCGAGUGAGAAGCUGAUGGCUUUGGUGGAGAGAGGGGUUUCUGAGGCGAGUGGGGCAGAGGUAGAGGCUGCCACAGAGGCAGUGCAUUUGAGAGAAGCUGUAGAAGGGGGCUUUGCAGUACAGUCAGCUGGAGGGAAUUCGGCAAGAGCAGAUGCCGAGGGCCUCACAGUUCUGUCAGAGCCCCUGGUGCUGGAGAGGUGUAGAGAGCGGUACAAGGCUGAUGUAGCGCGGUGCCUGGGGGAGAUUGCCAAGGGAGAGAGCUAUGAGCUGUGCCUCACCACCCGCCUUGAGAGUGAAUCUCAGCCGUCACAUCCGCUCGGGGCGUAUUUACGGCUGAGGGAGAGGAACCCUGCUCCGUUUGCUGCUUGGAUGUGCAUGGGUGAGAUAAGUCCAUACUCCAUGAGUGAGGUGGGGGAGCCAAAAUUGAGUGACGGAACAGUGCAGUGGGGGAAAGAGGAGGACGAGGGGGAGGGAGUGGGGAAAGAGCCAAAGUUUGUGGGGGAAGAAGAGGAGAACCAGCAGCAGCGGCACGACCACCAACACCACCGCCGCCGCCGCCACCACCAAAACCACUCUGUGCUCCGCUCCCCUUUUGCCCUCUGCUGCUCCUCUCCUGAGCGGUUCCUGCGGGGCGACAGGCACGGCAUGCUGUGGGCGAAGCCCAUCAAGGGCACUGUGAGGCGGGGGGCGACGGAGGAGGAGGAUGAGUGGCUGAAGAGAGAGCUGAUGUGCAGGUGUGGGGCGACAGCGGAGGAUGAGCGGCUGAAGGAGAGCUCUUUCUCAGGUGAGUGUUUAAGAGGUAGAGGAGGGAGGAAUCGAGUGCAUGUACGUAGAAUAGCCAUGCUGUGGGCGAAGCCCAUCAAGAACACCAUGGGGCAUGGGGCGACGGAGGAGGAGGAGGAGGAGGAGGAGGAGGAGGAGGAGGAGGAGGAGGAGGAGGAGGAGGAGGAGGAGGAGGAGGAGGAGGAGGAGGAGGAGGAGGAGGAGGAGGAGAAGGAGAAGGAGGAGGAGGAGGAGGAGGAGGAGGAGGAGGAGGAGGAGGAGGAGGAGGAGCAGCGGCUCAAGGGAGAGCAACUGAGUAACACCUGGAGAUCAUUUCCAAUGAAGGGGCUUGAAAUUUCAGCGCAACGCCGCCCGGACCUCUCCCCACUGGCCUGCAUCCGGGCGGCGUUUCCGGGCGGCUCGAUGACCGGGGCACCAAAGAUAAGAUCUAUGGAGAUUCUGGAUGAGAUUGAAGGGUCGGCGAGGGGACCUUAUUCGGGAGCCUUGGGGUUCGUUUCAUUUUCGGGCACCUUUGAUUUGAAUAUUGUGAUUCGAACGGCUGUGAUGGGUGGAGAGCUGGGGGUGGUGUUGGAGAGGGAGGCACGGGCAGGGGAGGAUGGGGAGGCAGAGGAGGGAGGAGUGAAGGCCUGGGAAGGGGACGGAGGAGGAGCGAGUGGAGAAGAGGAAUGGAUAGAGGGUAAGGGGGAGAAUGGGGCAAGAAGGGCUGCUGUGGAUUGGAAGAGGGCCAGACGAAAGGGCAGGACGAUGAUUGGAGCAGGAGGGGCGGUGGUGAUGUUAUCGCAACCAGAGAGUGAGUUUGAAGAGAUGGUGCUUAAAGCUAGGUCUCUGGUGAGAGUGCUGCGACCAGAUGGAGCUGAUGAUCUGAACGGGGUGUGA
Closterium sp. Naga37s-1 is the source of this 3811-nucleotide messenger RNA. Lineage: Eukaryota; Viridiplantae; Streptophyta; Zygnematophyceae; Desmidiales; Closteriaceae. The record is from the annotation of a GenBank genome assembly.